CCCCAAGUCGUGGACGCACGGGGGAGGUGGUGCGGUCACGUGGGCCGCCGACGGCGCGACUCGCGGCUCUGGGAGCUGGUGGCCUCCGGCUCUCGCUACCGCCGCCCCUUCCCCUCGCCCGUGCCGCCGCCAGGUGUAUUGCCGUCAGGUACGCCCUCGCCAGGUGGCACUGGACGCGCCAGGCUGGGGCCGCAUCUGAGCGCCCCACGGGGGCCAUGGAUGGCGAGACAGCAGAGGAACAGGGGGGCCCCGUGUCCCUGCCAAGUGCACCUUGCGGACCCGGCUCAGCUGGAGCUCCGGCCCUAGGGGGGCAGCAGGAGCCCAAGAAGUAUGCAGUGACGGAUGACUACCAGUUGUCCAAGCAGGUGCUGGGCCUGGGUGUGAACGGCAAAGUGCUCGAGUGCUUCCACCGGCGCACCGGGCAGAAGUGUGCCAUGAAGCUCCUGUAUGACAGCCCCAAGGCCCGGCAGGAGGUGGAGCACCACUGGCAGGCCUCGGGCGGCCCCCACAUCGUGCGCAUCCUGGACGUGUACGAGAACAUGCAUCAUGGCCGACGCUGUCUCCUCAUCAUCAUGGAAUGUAUGGAAGGUGGUGAGUUGUUCAGCAGGAUUCAGGAGCGUGGCGACCAGGCUUUCACUGAGAGAGAAGCUGCAGAGAUCAUGCGUGAUAUUGGCACUGCCAUCCAGUUCCUGCACAGCCAGAAUAUCGCCCACCGAGAUGUUAAGUGUUUUCUUUUUCUGGUCCAGCCUGAAAACCUGCUCUACACGUCCAAGGAGAAAGACUCAGUGCUCAAGCUCACUGACUUUGGCUUUGCCAAGGAGACCACCCAGAAUGCCCUGCAGACACCCUGCUACACUCCCUAUUAUGUAGCUCCUGAGGUCUUGGGUCCAGAGAAGUAUGACAAAUCGUGUGACAUGUGGUCCCUGGGCGUCAUCAUGUACAUUCUGCUGUGCGGUUUCCCGCCCUUCUACUCCAACACGGGCCAGGCCAUCUCCCCAGGAAUGAAGAGGAGGAUCCGUCUGGGCCAGUAUGGCUUCCCCAACCCCGAGUGGUCGGAGGUCUCCGAGGAUGCCAAGCAGCUGAUCCGCCUCCUGCUGAAGACGGACCCCACAGAGCGGCUGACCAUCACGCAGUUUAUGAACCAUCCCUGGAUCAAUCAAUCCAUGGUGGUGCCACAGACCCCACUCCAUACGGCCCGAGUGCUGCAGGAGGACAGAGACCACUGGGACGAAGUCAAGGAGGAGAUGACCAGUGCCCUGGCCACCAUGCGGGUAGACUACGAUCAGGUGAAGAUCAAGGACCUGAAGACGUCUAACAACCGGCUCCUCAACAAGCGGAGAAAGAAGCAGGCAGGCGGCUCCUCGGCCUCACAGGGCUGCAGCAACCAGUAGCUCGUGGGGUCCCGGAGGAGCCGGGCCUCUCAGCCCAGGGACAGACUGGGGUGGGCUGAGGCCCUGGCCCAGAGGGCCCAGCGUCAUUUUCUUUUUUUAACAAAAGAACUAUUUUAUUGUAUUUUAAUUUGUCACUUGGAACUUCAGGAUGGGAGACCGUGACCCUACACCUCCUUCAGAGCCCCAGCUCAGGCUCAGGCCGUAGAGAGGGGCCAGUGCUUGGGGGCUAGGGAGCCACCUGCUACAGCUGCAGUGCCUUUGCGCAGAGUGUCCUGAGAGUCGUGGCUCUGUCCCGCCCUUGGGCAUGGCCUUACACUUCUGGGCCUCUGGGCGUUGUGGCUGGGUUUCCCUCCUUCCAUGGAGACACCCCCCAGUGGGGUGGGCAGAUGGGCCUAUCCUUGGGGAAGGCAUCUGGCCAUUGGUUACCAUGGUGACCAGGGACAGAGUUGCUGCCUGUGAAUGCUGAGUGAGCAAGGGAGGGAGAAGAGGCAAUUGAGUGUCCGCCUUGGCUUUCUUACAGAGGCUGGUCUUUCUCCUGCAGCUCAGGCUCAGCCCUCUUGGGUCUCCUUGAGGCCACAGGGUCAGUCUGCCUGCCUCUCGGGGUGGUCCAGGUCUGUCCUGCUGCAACCCCAUCCCAUAGGGCCACUGGCGCUCUCCCUCCACGGUCCCUGGGCCCAGCCCUUCUGUUACUAUGCCCUACCCAAAGAGUGGCCUUUCAUCUCAACUGAGGGUGGGAGGUAUUUUUAACCCUUUUCUACUUUGAAAAAUGUCACUGUGACAAAAGUCAGUACAGUUCCCCUGCCCCCACCUGCUCACCAGAACUCAGGUAGGAAAACCUCUCUCUGUACUGGUUUAUCCUCCACCCUGUCCUGGUUGAUGGCAGAGGUGGUCUCUUGGUGUACUUUUGUGAGAGUAGAUGGCUGGGGGCAGGGCCAAGAGGCUCCCGGUUAAUCAGGGGUCUCUUUUUAUACUCCAAGGCAGUGGAGGGCCUAAGUGACGCUUAGAAGGACUGUUCCUGGCCUUCACCUGUGUCAGAGCAGAGAGCAUAGCAUCCCUUUCUUGCCAGUCCAGGCUUAGCCAGCCCCACACUGCCCAGGGUAGCCUUGGGACGCUGCGUGCCUGAUAAGGGCCUCACAAGUGCCUGACACCCAGCCUGUUUCCUGGUUUCUGACCCCUUUACUGGCUGGGAAGCCCUAGACCACGUCACAUAGGGCAACACUGCUGGGUUUUAUACUCAGAUAUUAAUAAACACCAUUUUGGCAUUU
This is a messenger RNA of Rhinolophus ferrumequinum (greater horseshoe bat), 2656 nucleotides long. RefSeq names its product MAPK activated protein kinase 3 (gene MAPKAPK3). Gene Ontology annotation, molecular function: ATP binding; calmodulin binding; calcium-dependent protein serine/threonine kinase activity. The coding region runs from base 216 to 1391 and encodes 391 amino acids. The transcript is spliced from 11 exons. Gene Ontology annotation, biological process: peptidyl-serine phosphorylation; protein autophosphorylation; toll-like receptor signaling pathway. Gene Ontology annotation, cellular component: cytoplasm; nucleus. Lineage: Eukaryota; Metazoa; Chordata; Mammalia; Chiroptera; Rhinolophidae. The record is from RefSeq and is a predicted model, not a curated record.